CACGGCCGAGUCCUCUCUCCUUUUAUUCCUGAGCCCGCCCGGGAUUCAGGUGGGCGGCUACAAAAGCAGGUAAUAUGAGCCCAAACCGCCCUCUCCCACUCCGAGUGCUCCCGAAGAGAAGCGAACGCCACCUCUGACAAAAGCCAGGCUGGAGUGGCGCGGACGAAGAGCUCUGGGAAAAUUUGGGAUUCGAACUCAACAGGUACCGGGUUAUGUUCUUUUUUUACAUUUUGCUCCUUCAGCUGGUGCUAACGUUGCUUGCGUUUCCUCACUGCUCAAGACAACUGAAGGAAUCAGAUGCAGUGAAAGAAGUGUUCAUCUCAACAGAGGAAGCCAAUUUAUUCAUUGGACGACACCUUCUAUACAACAGAUUUGACUUCGAACUAGUAACCCCAGGGGAUCUUGAAAGGGAAUGCAAUGAAGAAUACUGCAAUUUCGAGGAAGCAAGAGAAAUUUUUGGAGACCAAGAAAAAACAGUAAUUGCUUUACUUUUGCUGGCCUAUAAAGGAGAUAUUUCAAAGAUCUUAUUUUGGAAGAAAUAUAUCAUGGAGGGUCGUGGCAGAUAUCAAGAGGAGCAAGCAAUGCGGAAGAUUGAUGUUAUGGGACUUUUGACUGGCUUGGUCGCAAUUGGAGUACUGUUGAUCAUAACUGGGUUACUUAUUUAUUUUCUCUGCCAAAAGAAGUGCAAACAAAGACAUCUACCACGGGAUAGAAGCUACAGGAGGCGUAAUUCUUCCAUCAUCUUUCAAAGACACGAAGAGAUUUCCUUAAACCCUCUCUCUCCAUGCACAGAACACAAUGGAUUGCCAACUUAUGAACAAGCAAUGGCACUAAGUGGCAAUUGUGAAGUUCCACCCCCGCCAUAUCCAGGCCCUUCAAGAGCACUUAGGGCAUUCAAGAAGUCUCUCUCUCUUCCUGUUUAAUUAAGAAACGGGGCUUGUAGAAGGCUUGAGAAUUAACCUGGAGAGAAGAAGAUGUAUAGCUGAAAUGCUGCAGCAUUGUGCUCACUUCAGGAGUCUUUCACAGGGUGAAAGGGAUACAGCUCUUCAGUGUGCCUGAGAGGAAGUGAAGUGUGUCAGGUGAACAAGGAAUGCACCCUUAAGCAAUGUGCUGAUGGCUAAGGAUGAACAACUCCUUUUGUUAUGCUUCAUUUUAGGUGCUAAGAACUGUAGUGAACUUCUCUGAUGCAUUCUGAGCCAAUUGGUGCAAUCAGUGCAUUGAUUUGCCAGCCUUUGUGUCUCUCACCAACUUAGCACUUUCAUUAUGAAUUUUUUAAAUUAAAAAAUACCAAUUCAGAUUGGUAAUAAAGUGGGAAUGAUAAUAUGAAUAAACACAGGAUCCUUGCUUUGAACUACUUUUAACCACAAUAAAAGGAAGAGCUGGUAACAUAAUAUAAAUGGAAUAUUUCUCAAACUCUGAACAACUUAAACUGUGUUUUUUAAACUAGCAAAAACAGAUGUUCAAUUGAAUGGUGCUUCCUCCUCAUUUGCCUCUGAGGCACAUUAAAUGAUGAAUCUUAAGACCUAUUUCAUCGGAUGCAUGAAGUAUUACCCCAAGUUACAGGUAAAUGAGGGGGAAAGAAGAAGAAUGGAAGUUGAGAGAAAACAUGCUAUUAGCAGUGGCCAUUCACAACACAGUCCUGGUAUCGGUUAGCUAAUUAACAUGAGGCAGAUUUAUCAAAACUUGCAUUGAAGCCACUGAAUUAACUAUGUUUGCAUUUUAUUUCUUACGUAGCCUACUAUUCAGAAAGUUUGAGAUCCAGUAGCCCACACAAAGUGCAGGUAUAUUUGUUGCAGAAUACAGUGGUACCUCGGUUUAAGUACACAAUUGGUUCUGGAAGUCUGUACUUAACCUGAAGCGUACUUAACCUGAAGCGAACUUUCCCAUUGAAAGUAAUGGAAAGUGGAUUAAUCUGUUCCAGGUGGGUCCAUGGAGUACUCAACCUGAAGCAUACUUAACUCGAAGUAUGAGUGUAAUUGGUUCUGGAAGUCCGUACUUAACCUGAAGCAUACUUAACCUGAAGCAAAAUUUCCCAUUGAAAGUAAUGGAAAGUAGAUUAAUCCAUUCCAGACAGGUCCGCGGAGUACUUAAACUGAAAGUACUCAAACCGAAGCGUACUUAAACCGAGGUAUGACUGUACUUAAAAAGUAUAUUAUCUAUUUCUGGCAGCAAUGUUUAACCAAAGGAGCUAAGCAGCUAAGGGAAAUGUGAAAUAGCUACUGCCAUGGGGUGAGGAACAGUGCAUGUCCUGUUUUCAGGAAAGAAGCAUGUGCAAUAUUCUGUUCAAGUGUUUGAUUUCUCCACCUACAUUCCAAAGCAGAGAAAUAGUCCACACCCACCCACUGGAGACUGUACUGUAUGAACUUUGGGGACAUUUUACACAUUACCCACAACAACAAACCCGAGGCUCUCCAGCAUGUACACUCGCAAGCAGAAACUGCUAAUCUUGGCUUCCUGGAUGAGACACGUGUAUGACACUUCUCACGUGGACAGCUUUAAACAUUCACAGUUUUGUAAACUGGUAGUCAUACAAGCUAAAAUAGUGCACGAGGGAGGAAAAAAAAUCUGAGGAAGGAGUGUCCGCUUGGGUCCAGAACUUCCAGCUCAGUCACUGAAAACCAUUUUCACCUGCACACAAAAAGAUGACAAAGCAUUCCCCACCGCACAGCAGCCCACACGGGUCCUUACGGCAGCCCAUCCGAAGUAUGCAAUCCCCAGUCGCCAUACCAGGCUUCCGCUACACCGAAGCUUGUCA
Zootoca vivipara (common lizard) is the source of this 2755-nucleotide messenger RNA. It is a transcript of the gene PRRG4, whose product is annotated as proline rich and Gla domain 4. The record is from RefSeq and is a predicted model, not a curated record. Lineage: Eukaryota; Metazoa; Chordata; Lepidosauria; Squamata; Lacertidae. Gene Ontology annotation, cellular component: plasma membrane; extracellular region. Gene Ontology annotation, molecular function: calcium ion binding.